GCGGCGGGCCGCGGCGAGCGGAGCUUCGGGGCCGCCAUGGCGGCGGGGGCGGUGGGGGCUGUCACGGCUGAGCCGCCGCCGCCGCUGGGCCGCCUGCCCGGAGGAGCCGGCACUGAGCGCGCCCUGGAAGAAGCAGAGGCCUCCGGCACCCUCAGUCUGGCCGGCCGGCGGCUGCGCGCCUUCCCGGCGGCGGGCGCGCGGCGCUGGGACCUCAGCGACACCACACAGGCCGACCUGUCGCGGAACCGUUUCGGGGAGGUGCCGGAGGCCGCUUGCCGCCUGGUCUCGCUGGAGGGGCUGAGCCUGUACCACAACUGCCUGCGCAGUCCCCCGGCCAUCGCCAACCUCCAGGCCCUGGCGCACCUGGACCUCAGCCGCAACCAGCUGAGCUCCCUGCCCGCCUGCCUGUGCCUGCUGCCCCUGCGCGUCCUCAACGCCAGCAACAACCGCCUGGCCCAGCUGCCCCCGAACCUGGGCGCCCUGCGCACGCUGCGGCAGCUGGUGAGCGCCGGGGCCGGGCUCCAGCCCCGCGGGGCCGGGCCGGGACCCCGCUGAGCCCCGUUUCGCCCCGCAGACGUCGGCUGUAACCGGCUGCGGGCGCUGCCGCCGGGGCUGGGGCAGCUGCGGGCGCUGCGGGACCUCAGCGUGCGGCGGAACCAGCUGGCGGCGCUGCCCGAGGAGCUCUCGGAACUGCCCCUGGUCCGGCUGGAUUUCUCCUGCAAACCGGGUUCCGCGAUCCCGCGCUGCUUCCGGCGGCUCCGGCACCUCCAAAUCCUGCUGGCGGACAACAACCCCCUCCAGUUCCCCCCCGCCCAGAUCUGCCUGAAGGGCAAAGUCCACAUCUUCAAGUACCUGGAAGCCGAGGCUGCCGCCCAUCCUCCCCCAGCAUGCCCCCCGGACGAGCCGUGUCCCCUCCGGCAGCGGGGGGGGCUGGACUCCGGCUUCCACAGCGUCGACAGCGGCAGCAAGCGCUGGUCGGGGAACGAGUCCACGGAUGAGUCCUCGGAGCCGUCCCGGCAGCACAGGGAGACACGCGGCGGGGCAGCUGGUGACAGCGACCCGGAGCAGCUGGAGGAGGAGCCCUUGCCCGAGAGGCAGCAGGGCCAGACCCCACGAGGUGACACCCACGAGGGUAUCAGGACCCCCCCCCAGAGACCCCCCCAGACGACGACGCUGCUGGACCCUGACGGAGCCCCCGGCCCCCCAAAAACCAGCCCCUGCCUCAGCCCCUCCUUUCCCCGCAGUGCCACCAAGCCAGCCGCCCCGGACCCCGACCAGCUGAUUGCUGAGGUGCGCCAGAGCCUCGAGGCGCUGCUGCAGCUGCGACUCCCGGACGAGCUGGGGGACUCGGAGCUGCUGGGCCGCGUGGCCGCCCGGCUGCGCCCCUGGGCGAGCCCCCCCAGUGCCCACCGCACGCCGCCGACGCCGCCCUGCCGCCGCUCGGGGGUCCCCGAGGUGAAGCCCCCCCAUCCCCGGCGCCCCCCCCCCGGGCUGCUCUUCGCCCUCUUCUACGGCCUCCUCAUGGCGCUGCUCGUCGCCGCCCACCGCGCGCUCUUUGGCUGCUGAGGGACCCCCCCCAAACCCCGGGGAGCCCCCCCAGAACUUGGGGGCAGCUCCCCAACCCCGGGGAAACCCCCAAACCCCCGGGGGG
Vidua macroura (Pin-tailed whydah) is the source of this 1651-nucleotide messenger RNA. It is a transcript of the gene LRCH4, whose product is annotated as leucine rich repeats and calponin homology domain containing 4. The record is from RefSeq and is a predicted model, not a curated record. Lineage: Eukaryota; Metazoa; Chordata; Aves; Passeriformes; Viduidae. Gene Ontology annotation, molecular function: protein binding.